CUUCUUGCGGCCCCGAGUCCCUCUUUCAACCUUCACUCUACCGAAUCAGGAGGGGCACCUUCAGCAGGCUCCGCGGUGCACCGGCAGCGGCUUAAUAAUUAAAGAAAAAUACAAUAUUUCUCAGCGACAUCAUGUCCCUUCUGUCCGUCAGCAGGCUAGCACCUAGGCUCCUCAAUUCAAAGAAUGCAGCCUGUGUCCUUGUGGCUGCUCGACACGCCAGCACAUCGACGAACCUGAAGGAUGUUCUCGCAGACCUCAUCCCCAAAGAACAGACCAGGAUCAAGAACUUCAAAACGCAGUAUGGCAAAACCAACAUCGGCCAGAUUACUGUAGACAUGGUAUAUGGAGGCAUGAGGGGAAUGAAGGGUCUGGUCUACGAGACUUCUGUGCUGGACCCAGACGAGGGAAUCCGUUUCCGUGGGUACAGCAUUCCGGAAUGCCAGCAGCUGUUGCCCAAGGCUGCCGGAGGUCAGGAGCCGCUACCCGAGGGCCUCUUUUGGCUCCUGGUCACUGGACAGAUCCCCACAGAGGAGCAGGUCAACUGGGUGUCCAAGGAGUGGGCCAAGCGGGCGGCCCUCCCCUCCCACGUGGUCACCAUGCUGGACAACUUCCCCACCAACCUGCACCCCAUGUCCCAGUUCAGCGCCGCCAUCACCGCCCUCAACAGCGAGAGCAGCUUCGCCUGGGCCUACUCCGAGGGUGUCAGCAAGGUCAAGUACUGGGAGUUCAUCUACGAGGACUCCAUGGACCUGAUCGCCAAGCUGCCGUGCGUGGCCGCCAAGAUCUACCGCAACCUGUACCGUGAGGGGAGCAGCAUCGGCGCCAUCGACUCCAGCCUGGACUGGUCCCACAACUUCACCAACAUGCUGGGCUACAGCGACCCGCAGUUCACCGAGCUCAUGCGGCUCUACCUCACCAUCCACAGUGACCACGAGGGCGGGAACGUCAGCGCCCACACCAGCCACCUCGUGGGGAGCGCGCUCUCCGACCCCUACCUGUCAUUCAGCGCGGCCAUGAACGGGCUGGCUGGACCCCUGCACGGACUCGCCAACCAGGAGGUGCUGGUGUGGCUGACUGCUCUGCAGAAGGAGCUGGGCGGAGAGGUGUCCGACGAGAAGCUGAGAGACUACAUCUGGAACACGCUCAAGUCUGGAAGGGUGGUGCCGGGCUACGGGCACGCCGUCCUGAGGAAGACAGACCCCCGAUACACCUGCCAGCGCGAAUUCGCCCUCAAGCACCUGCCCGACGACCCCAUGUUCAAGCUGGUGGCCCAGCUCUACAAGAUCGUCCCCAACGUGUUGCUGGAGCAGGGCAAGGCCAAGAACCCCUGGCCCAACGUGGACGCCCACAGCGGGGUCCUGCUGCAGUACUACGGCAUGACGGAGAUGAACUACUACACAGUGCUGUUCGGCGUGUCCCGGGCCCUGGGUGUUCUGGCCCAGCUGGUGUGGAGUCGGGCCCUGGGCUUCCCCCUGGAGCGCCCCAAGUCCAUGAGCACGGACGGGCUGAUGGCUCUAGUGGGGGCAAAGUCGGGUUAAAGGUGCGGGCGGGGCUAGAGGAGGGAAGGAAGACGAGGGUAAGAGGAAGGAGGUGCAGAGCUACCCCUGAGAAGGGGGGGGAUUCAAAGAGACAGUACGCUUUUAAAGUUGUUUGGAAGGAAAAAGGGCCUUUACAUUAGACUGCAUUAGGUUCACAAAAGAAAAAAGUGGUAUACGUCAAAAGUUUCGGCACAAAAGCUCCAGAUUUUUCCGGAAGGGAGGGAAGGAUUAUAAUAUGCACAGACCCACUGCACUUGUCCCCUUUUUCAAUACCCGCAUAGAGCUGAUGACUUUUAGUAAUCAUUUCCCCAUUAAAAAAAAGUGCACCUUUUGGUUUGAAGUCAAGCAUCUGUAAAACACUUAAUCCUGGGUUUCCAUAGAGUCGGUGGCCUCACGGUGGAGCUCUUCCCUGUGCUGGCCAGUGCUGGACCGUCUGGCCUUCCACAGCAGUGCUGAUCUGACAGCGUGUGCUUAUUUGCAUCAUUACCUAACUGACUGAAGACACGGGCACGAUGUCUGCCGCAGCACCGCGGUGUGGAAGCAUUCAGACGCCCAGCUGUGUUUAGAAUCACUGGGCGUAAAGUGGCCUUUCCUGUUGAAGCUCGGGCAAAUAGUGAGGGAGAGGAAACAGGGAAUGAUGGGAAAUGUGUAGCUCGGAGACUGACACUUCACAAGGAAGCAGCUUCAUUUUGUUAUUUAUUUGCUUGGCAAAUGCCCUCGCCUGGGGCCACUUGCAUGCUUAAAUUUCGCAUAUUAUUAGCUUAUUCUUAAUUGCUUCAGGACAUGUUCAGCAGUGUAAGUACCUUGCUCAUUUUACCUUGCGACCUUGUGCAUACGAGCCUUGUUCCCUAAAUUCUGCUCCACACAUCCAUGGAAACUACAAGAAUGUAAAUCGUCCCUCCUUAUUCUCAUACACGCUCUCAUAGAGAAUGUGACUGAGCCGUAGUAGCAGCAAACUAAUCCUAGUGUUCCGAUUUUCCAAAUGGUGCUACUGGGGUUUAAUAACGCCUAGAUAGUGUCUGAAUGUCUUGCCAAAUCGAACAAGAAAACAAAUGAAUCCUUUCUCCUGAAAAGCAUUAAAGCUUCCUAUGCAUUUUGCCCCAGCUUCAAUGUGAUCGGCCCACUCUGAGCUCCCUGUAAGAACACUCCAUAAAGGGAAGGUCCUUUCUGUAUAUUGCCAGACUCCCAUUAGACCACAGAUCAGGCUGAGUUUGUCUAUAGGUCAGUUAAAAGGGUACUGCCCCUUUAAAUCAAUAGUCCUCACGCCACUGUCUGACUUCAGUGAACCACCUCCAUGUCUUUCGCCAGUCAACACAACUCUCUGGCACCUUUACAAUCAGAAUAACCUCCAGGUGAUGGUAUUGUAUUAUUUGAAGCUGUGUGUUUUUUUUUUUUUUUUUCUUUGGGGAAGCUGUAUUUGGUAAGUAGAUGCAAGGGAGUGAUGGAAAGGACUAAUUUAAAUUAUAGCUGGUGAAUGAAAGGGUGUAAAUUGCCACUGGCUUACUCGUUUUGUGUGACGCAGAGGGUAAAUUUAGUUUUUGUUUUUUUUCCCCCGUUUUCUUCAUCUUCAAAUUUCUUUCUUUAGGACUAUACUUGAGAGCAACCGUGAAACAUUUUUAAUGAGCAAUCCAGGAGGACGUGCUUGUGUGUUUGAAACCAGUUUUAUUCUAGUGUUUAAAUGGUGUGUGUAAAUUUGUACCAUAUCGGAGCACUUCAGAGAUCUGCUACUCCUAAAUGAGCACUUGCUAGUUUUGAUCCCUAAGUCCUUGGCGAUGGCCAACCCUUGUUUGAAUUAGUUUCCCCUUAGAUGACUUGGUUUGGUGUGUAAUAUACAUGUCUUGUAUUAAAUUGUUGUCAAUCUUUUUUCGGGUGGCUCAUUUUGGCGGUGGUACUGUUUUUGAUGUCAUUUAGUGCUUUAACACCUUGUCACUAAAGCUGACACCAGUUGGAAGACUUAACGAGAAAAGAAAAAUCUUCUUGAGUAGGGUGACUGUCCUCAUACGUCCUAAUUAUUAAUUUGCGAUGCUUAAUUUAGAGUAAAUGCGUUCUGUUUAAAUCUGCUUUCUUGUAAAUAACACUGCUUUGUCCAGUAGAGGAGUUGUGUCCUCCUGGCUAGGCCGAUACGGGAUCCGCUCUGGUUUUAAGGUUGCUCUCAAGUCUGAGGGGAGGGGAAGGCCCAGUGCCGCUUUACCUGUCUCCGGGCAGGCGCUAAGACACUCCGUUCUGUUUGGCACUGCCAGGCCACCAUCUCUAGAGUGCUCACCCAGUCUUGUCGGGUUCGUUGCCAUCAAAUCUUCUCUCUUCAGGCUCAGUUUCGUCCCGCUAGUUGCACUUGCUGCGUGUGUUGCUUCUGUGUACGACUAUCCGGUCUCUCUCUCUGUGUGGCUUUGAUCCGUUCACAGCGGCACGCCUCAGGUUAUUCUGAUCGAUAAAGGGGAGGGUCUGGAGGAGGUGCUGGAGUCGGAAUCAUGAGGGGGGGGGGGGGGAGUGUAAGGGGGGACG
Messenger RNA from Megalops cyprinoides (Indo-Pacific tarpon), 4040 nucleotides. RefSeq names its product citrate synthase (gene cs). The transcript is spliced from 11 exons. The record is from RefSeq and is a predicted model, not a curated record. Gene Ontology annotation, cellular component: mitochondrial matrix. Lineage: Eukaryota; Metazoa; Chordata; Actinopteri; Elopiformes; Megalopidae. Gene Ontology annotation, biological process: tricarboxylic acid cycle; citrate metabolic process; carbohydrate metabolic process. The coding region runs from base 132 to 1538 and encodes 468 amino acids.